Messenger RNA from Sorex araneus (European shrew), 4901 nucleotides. It is a transcript of the gene BMF, whose product is annotated as Bcl2 modifying factor. Bases 1251 to 1943 code for a protein of 230 amino acids. Gene Ontology annotation, biological process: positive regulation of apoptotic process; negative regulation of autophagy; apoptotic process. Gene Ontology annotation, cellular component: myosin complex. The transcript has 4 exons. NCBI's taxonomy places the organism in Eukaryota, Metazoa, Chordata, Mammalia, Eulipotyphla, Soricidae. The record is from RefSeq and is a predicted model, not a curated record.
AGGGGCUGAACUUUGGGGCUUUGCUGAGUGGGGGAGGGGCAGGUGAAAGGCUUCAAAGGAAAAGCCAAGACAAUGAGUCCCGCUAGUGAUUGGUUUCGAGGGUCCCUUCUUGGAUUGGAAUUGCCAGUUUGCAGCGACGAGGUGGAAGGGCUGGAGGGAAGCCCCAACCAGGUGACUGGGCAGAACUACCCUUGGUCCUUUGACUGGGCAGUUCUGUUUCCCGUACUGAUAAGCUGAAAUUCCCUCACCCUCACUCGGAAAUAGUCCCCGAAGAGCUGCCACAUGCCCGUUUCCCUGGCGCAGAGCACAUCUCCUCACCGUCCAGGCAGAGAUUGGAGCCCAGAGAGUUUGCACACUGCAUGCACUUCAGAGCCAGCUUGUGUGGGGGAGAGCCAGGAUCUUCUGAAUUUAACUGAGAUUCCUUUAAGUCCUGCACUAACCCACAGACCAUUUGGCACUUUCUUCAAAGGCAGGAGUCAAUUCCCAGGGGAUCUCUAAUUGAAUCUGGCAGUGACAAACAUUGUUUCUCUGUAAUCUUAACCAUUCAGGUGGUUACUGCCCCAAGGGACCUGGUGUGUGUGUGUGUGUGUGUGUGUGUGUGUGUGUGUGUGUGUCUGUUUGUCUGUCUGUCUGUCUUGUCUGGGUUGGAAGUUCAAGAUGUUGGAUGGCUCCAAGUUUCCACACCCACGAACCAUCAGGUGGUAUGAGAGGAACUUCUUUAUCACCAACCUGACUCUUGCAGGCGGUUAGUGAGGUCACACGGAGAGAGGGCUGAAUUUCACUUCCUUCUGUGAGACAGGUUGUACCAAUCUCAGCCUGGGCGAUGUUGGGAAUGGUAGCCUGGGAGGAAAGAUUUGCAGUCAGGGAGACUGGUGAGUGGACCGUGGCGGGGGGGACAGGUGCUGGCCACUUUGCUGGGUACUCCUACCUACCCUCUGGACCAUCCUGGGCAGACAGCUCCACUGAGCUGAGCUACAAGUGACUAAUCAGCCUUUCUCUUCUCUGUCUCUCUCCUCUCUCCCUCCCUCCCAGGACACGCUCUUACCACAUCGGGGAGCCUGUUUGUUGUGUUGAGCAAGCAGGGGGUGGAGACUAGAGUAGAUGGGCAGCGGGGCGGGGCUUAGCAGGUUUGGAGGGAACCUGGCAGCCUGGAAUCGCUUGCUUUUGUUUUUGCAGGGAAGCUUGAAACUCUGCGCCCAGAACCUUGGUGGUGACUGCAGGGCAGCGUGUGUGUGCGCGCGCGCGCGUGCAUGCGUGCAUGCGUGUGUGUGUGUGUGUGUGUGUGUGUGUGUGUGUUCUGUGAGCCCUGGGUGUGCAGCCAGCCCCAGCACCCUUCUGCUCUCCCGCUGCCCCUGGAGGCUAGCCGCGUUGACGUUUCCCCAGGGGACAUGGAGCCACCUCAGUGUGUGGAGGAACUGGAGGAUGAUGUGUUCCAGCCAGAGGACGGGGAGCCCGGCACGCAGCCCGGGAGCCUGCUCUCCGCUGACCUCUUUGCCCAGAGCCAGCUGGACUGCCCCCUCAGCCGCCUGCAGCUCUUCCCUCUCACCCACUGCUGUGGCCCUGGACUUCGACCCACCAGCCAGGAAGACAAGGCCACCCAGACCCUCAGUCCAGCCUCCCCCAGCCAGGGUGUCAUGUUGCCUUGUGGGGUGACAGAGGAACCCCAGCGCCUUUUCUAUGGCAAUGCUGGCUACCGGCUCCCUCUCCCUGCCAUCUUCCCUGCCAGCUUGCCGCUGGGUGAGCCGCCCCCUGAAGGGCAGUGGCAGCAGCGCGCCGAGGUACAGAUUGCCCGAAAGCUUCAGAGCAUCGCAGACCAGUUUCAUCGCCUUCACAUGCAGCAACACCAGCAGAACCGAAAUCGCGUCUGGUGGCAGGUUCUCCUCUUCCUGCACAACCUCGCCUUGAACGGGGAUGAGAACCGGAAUGGGGCGGAUCCCAGGUGAGGCUGGGAUGCCGGCCCUCUCCGCACGGGGCACAACGGGAAGGACAUCGGCGAGGACGGAGACUGUCUUGUGAAGUUGUUUUUUGUAUCGUUCUCGUGUUUUUAUUUUAAGAUUUUUUUUUUCCCCUCUGUGUGUGUACAUAAGACAUACCCAAGCGGGGCCUCUUUCCCUGUUCGGGGGCCGAGACCAGGAAUGGGGGCCUUUGUCAAACACUGUUGAAGUUCAGGCUGAACUGUCUGGGAUGGUGGGAAGGCCCCAGGGCCCUGCGGAGGCACUUGUCCAGGCGGCAAUUGUCAGACCUGCCCAGGGACUGGCAUGCUCUGGAGAGAAGGCUGGAGUUUUCCACAGGAACUCGGCUGAGAAAUCGGAGCCUGGGUUAGACUCCUAGUUCCGCCAGACCUCGCAUCCUUCCACCAUGGACAGAGCUGAGAUUCGAGACGCGCUGUCACUCGGCUGCAACCCCGCCCCCCGCCUCAGCCGGGGUGGCCAGCUCCAGGUCUGGGCUCUCUGUCGGCCCCACCGGUGCCCACCCCAAGGGCUCAGGGAUUCUUGUCCAGCCCCUGUCAUCUCCAGCAGACCUCAGGGAGGGUUGGGUUUUUCUCCAAGGACCCCUCAAAUGUGCCACAAAAUGAACGAAACUGCUCCGUAGGCCUCAACCUGACACGGUGACACUCAGAGGCCCCCCCACCCCCAGGAUGGAGGUGCCGCCUCCGGCUACCUGGGCCAGGCUGGAUGUUCACCGUGCAUGAGCCAAAUCACCAGUCCGCGUGCUGUAGCCAGCAGCUUGUGCCUUCGCCAGCUCUUCUCUCAGAAGACCCAGCCAACAGACUCCCCACCCAGAACCAGCACUCUAGGGCACCCUGGGGUGGGGUUGCUGUGAGGCUGGGAAAUGGGGUGCUGUCCCACUUCCAAGAGUCAGCCCUAGAGGAACCCAGACUUCUUGGUUUCCUUGGAAACAACAUACCUCCUCCCGUUUAUCCCAUUCCUUUUUUUUCACACAUCGUCGGAUGCAGGAAGAAGCCGGCACCGCUCAGCUGGGCUAGCUGAGACGUGCGUGUGAGAGAAAACAGUGAUUUGUGUGCAACUGUCCAGGCUGGGCCCACAGCUCCUAUCUUCCUGCGGCUCCCAGCCGGGCCAGGAGGGCCGGCUCUGGUACUCACCAAGGCGGCAGCUGCCCCGGGCACCUCUUUCCUUCUCUCCCUGCUGGGACUACUCAGAGAGUUAAAAGCAGCUGGCCCGGCAGCCCUGAGAGCAAACACGGGGAAUCUGUGGACCAGACACCUAGUAGAAAUUAAAUUAUAAUUUUUUUCCCCACGCGUCAGAAAAGAUAACAUUGGUGCUAAUGCUGGAACAAGGCCUGAAGCAAAGGUGGCUGCGUCGGGCAGAGGCCAUCCCACGACGCCCCACAGAAACGGGCGGAGUCCUGAGCGUGCCCGGCUCCUCCAGCUCUGCGCAGAGAUGUGUUCAGCGGGUGGGAGAGGAAGCGUGGCUGGAGGGGUACAGCCGGGCAGGAUGCUCGCUGCACGGGGCACCUGCGGAGGAAGAGGAUGGAGACUGAGAUCCAGGGAUGCUCUGCUGAGCUGUGGCCUUCGGGUGGGGCCUUGUCUACCCAGAGGCCCAGGUGCCUUUCUUAAUUUGCACGAAGGUGCUGUCGGGGCUCCCAGAGGCCCCCCUGAGGUGAAGGCCCUCAGUCUGUGUGUGUGUCAGGCUUUGUCUUGUUCUGCUUGGAUGUUCUGGAGGGGGGUCCCUCUUCUUGGCCAGAAUUAAAUUCUCAGGGUGUGUACCAUGGUUUGUCUGCUAAGAAGACGGAUUCCUGCUUACAAGGUGGAGCCAGAGGACAGGCAGGAACGCUGGCUCCGGGACGCACUGACCGUGGGGAAGUCCCGCCUCCCCGCCAGUCCCACCCCCGUGCCUUUGUGCGUGCUUGGGCCCCCGCACUAUUCUCCCCUGCCCUGGACCAACGCGGGGUGUCGGUGUGCGCCUCACCGGCCACACAUGAGAAAACCAGCUCUUCUGAUGCUUGGCAGACUUUCCACCAGCCGAGGGAGAGAGCAAACGCUUGGUCAAGGCCUUGGUGCUAAGGUCAAGCCAUUGACUUCGGAGCCCUUACCAGGUGCGGGGGGAGGGGGGGACUGCCUGCGGCCUGUCCUGAGAGCUGAGCCCAGAGGCUGCCCGGCUGGGGACCGGGGACGGUGGCCUGGCUGCUCUGUCUCCAUCUCCCGCGGCGCCAGGGACCAACUUCACUCUUGUCAGCCAACUAGGACCAGAUGUAAAAGCCUCCCUCCCUCCUGCCUCCUCCUCCAGCCACCCAAAAGCCCUGGAGGUAUCUGGCUCAGGAGCCCCAGGAGGGAGAGAGGUUCCUCCUGGCUGGCUGGGUAGAACAGGGCGAGUGGUCUAGACCAGCCCUUCCUCUGCCAAAUAUAGGCCCCGAGCCUGGCCCUAGGACGGUGUUUCUCCCCCCUGACCCCUUAUCUGGGUUGAGGAGUGGAGAAGUAGACGGGGAUUGGAGGGGGGUGUCUUGUGGAGCCUUUGCAGCUUGCUGAGGGUGUGGUGGGAGCAGGACAGGGUCCCCCUUAUUCUCCUGGAAGAGGAAGGGGGAAACCUGAUAGUCAGGGUCCAAAUAGCCCUAAUUCAGAGCCUCAGAAGGUUCUGGAAGCCUCCCAGCAAGUUGUAAGUGGGAGGCUGAGGCCCAGCUGCCUUUGCCUGUUCCACCAUCGCGGCUGCCGGACAAUUGCCCCCACCCCCCCACCCCUUGGAACAGUGGCCUCCCGCUGCCUGGGGGGCAGGGCUGUGCAGAGCCAGGUGCUCAGAGGCAUCAGACUUGUCUGUUUGCCCUGGGCAAGCUCCAGCUUGGACAUGGGAGAAGGGGGUCAUUUAGGACCGCCUUGCCCAGGCUUCCAGCUGAAGAGCCACAGGACCUGGUCAGGCCAGCAAAGAUCACACAUCCCAGAGAGUGGG